GGGAAUGAUUGAUUUGAAUUUCACUCACGAGCGCAGCGAGUGAGUGGCCACGCAGGCCGCUAAUUCCUUUUAAAAAAUUAUGUUGGCAAUACUUAUUAUGUGCUUAUCAUUUUAUCCUUAUCCAUUAUUCGGAAAACUGCCAGUUGCCACCGACCCAGUCAGUAAACAAAUGUACUGCUCUCGUAUCUCGUUAGAUUUUACGUUUGAACUGGUUUCUUCACUUACAUUUUGCUUCUCGUAAUAUCAUUAAUCGUUAUAACCUAUUUUUUAAAUUAUAGUGGUUUAAAUUUGUAAUUUUUUUUUAUAAGUUUUAAUUAAUUAAAAUAUAUUUACAGUUCAGGGUAAUUAGUUGACUAAAUUAAUAAACGUAACUUUCUAAUUUUAAAAUAUACAAUUUUAUUGAAAUUAAGUUUAAAUAUGCUCGUUUAUUGGAUAUUCUAGACCAAUGUAUUGCGCAUAAAUUAAGUAAUAAUUCUGGAUUUCUAACGAUGUCUACAACUUCAAGUAGUGAUAAUUCAGACAUCAAUAGUAAAAUUAAAAAAGUAGCUGAAGAUUGUGGAAGCGACAUUGCAGUGCGUAAAAUUGUAUGUUCUGAAAAACUUAAAGACAUACCUUACAAUAUGAAAAAAUAUUCUGAAACAUCAGUCUCAUCAUUAAGUAGUUCUUCAGAGUCAAAUAAUUCAGACUAUGAUACUGACAAUAGUUCAGAUCUGAAUAGUGACGAGAACGAAAAACUAAUGGACACAUGUACCGAAAACCUACAAAAUAUUGGAACAGAUAUGUAUUACUUAAAUACAUUGUUGUAUAGUGAAAAAAUAAGAGAAGUUGAAAAGAAGAUCGUUGAAGUGAGAUUGGGUACAGCUAAAGAAUACCGUAUACCUUUACAAAAAUUACAAGAUAAAAUGAAGUCUCGACUUGAAAAAGCAUCUGUAUUAAGACAAUUCAAAUUAGCAAAUUUAAAAAAUAAGUAUGAAGCAGAAGAACAAGCAAUUGAACAGAAUUUUGAGAAUAAUAAAGAAAUUUUAUACGAUACUAUAAAAGCUGAUUUAGAAGAACAAAUUCAGCAAUUAGAAGAAGCACGUAAUGAAGUAGAUGUAGAUGCCUCUCUUUGGUUAGGUUUUGGUCGUAGUUUAACUCGUAGUGGACGCGGACGUGGAAGACGACCUUAUGAUCAUAUACAACCAAAGCGGAAACCUGUUACUGUAUCUGGACCAUGCAUAGUCUACAACCUUAUGGAAGAUGAAAUACUUGAAGAUUGGACAAAAAUCAAAAAGUUGUUGUCAUCAUCAAAACGAAAAGAAAAGAAAAUGCAACAAAACAAACCACAUAAAUAGAGCAACAAGGUAUUUCAGUAAGUUCCUUUGUUUGUAUUUUAAGUUGGAACUAUACUAAAAUUUAACUAUCAUAUUCUAAUAAAAUUAUUAAGCCCUUAGUAUAUUGAUCCCUUAUUUUACACUUGACACCUUGAAUUAAAAUCAUUCAAUAUGUGAUUGAUGUCUCUAUUUAUGUUUUAAUUAUUAAUUGAAAAAUAUUUUUAAUCUUCUGUACCUAACCAAAUAAAUAUAUGAAUGAUUUAGAAAAGGGUUUCCAUUUAAAUUAAUAAAAAACUCAUUAUACUACCGUUUUAACUUAUAGAUUUAAUAAUUUAAUAAUUUGUUA
This is a messenger RNA of Aphis gossypii (cotton aphid), 1659 nucleotides long. Its product is annotated as breast cancer metastasis-suppressor 1-like protein. NCBI's taxonomy places the organism in Eukaryota, Metazoa, Arthropoda, Insecta, Hemiptera, Aphididae. Gene Ontology annotation, cellular component: Sin3-type complex. The record is from RefSeq and is a predicted model, not a curated record. Bases 489 to 1334 code for a protein of 281 amino acids. Gene Ontology annotation, biological process: negative regulation of transcription by RNA polymerase II. Gene Ontology annotation, molecular function: histone deacetylase binding. The transcript is spliced from 5 exons.